Molecule: messenger RNA, 378 nt
Organism: Porites lobata
Lineage: Eukaryota; Metazoa; Cnidaria; Anthozoa; Scleractinia; Poritidae
Source: the annotation of a GenBank genome assembly
AUGGAAAUAACUAAAAACAGUACAAAGACUGACAACAUUAUUGCUUAUUGGGCUGUUGUUAAAGCAUAUGCCUUCCCUCACAGUUUAUUUGUUUUUGCCUCAUUUUUUGGUGUUUUCGCGAUAACUGUUGACAGAUUCUUGGUCAUUCAUCUUCACAAUCUCAGAUACCAGAAACUUGUGACUCACAAACGGGUUGUUGCUGUAGUGAUCUCAUUCUGGGUGUUCAGUGUAAUUGCUUGCUUCUGGUAUGAAUCGAUAAGUGUUUUGUCCGUGAUGUCAGUUGUUUGUAUCGUAACUACAGGAUUGCAUGCUUUAUUGCAAGAUAUACGCAGCCGAAAGACACCACACAAACCAGAUUCGCGCUCUACAAGUACCUGA